Molecule: messenger RNA, 2004 nt
Organism: Rotaria socialis
Lineage: Eukaryota; Metazoa; Rotifera; Eurotatoria; Philodinida; Philodinidae
Source: the annotation of a GenBank genome assembly
AUGAUGAUUUCAUCGCUAGUUGGAUGUACUUGCCGAUGUAUUCCAUCUGAUCUAGUUUCAUUAAAUCGAACAAUAAUUUAUCGAACACUAUCAUUAGCAUCGUCACCGGUGACAUCUAAAAUAUCAAUACAUGAACAGAAGUCAAAAACAGAAGAGAAUAAAGAAUAUGAAAAGAUUAAAGACGCUCGUCAUCCGACAGAAUCAUCGUCUACAACAGAUAAAGUUGUUUCAAGUGAUAAAAAGUCAAAAGCGUCAAAUUCAUUUGUUAUCAAUUUCUAUCGAGGUCUGUUUAAUCCUCAAGAAGUAUUUCCAUAUCCUAGUGUAAUGAAUGAAGAACAAAAAGAGAAUAUUAAAAUGUUGAUUGAUCCAAUAUGGAAAUUUUUUGAAGAAAAAAAUGAUCCCGCAAAAAAUGAUCAAUUAGAAAAGAUUCCAGAUGAAGUAAUGAAUGGUUUGAAAGAACAAGGAGUAUUCGGUAUUCAAGUUCCUGUUGAAUACGGUGGACUUGGCUUGACAAAUACCCAAGCAGCACGUCUUUUUGAAAUAAUCAGCGCUCAUGAUCUUAGCAUUUCAAUAUGCACCGGUGCACAUCAAUCCAUUGGUUUUAAAGGUAUAUUAUUAUUUGGUACUUAUGUUCAAAAAAAACAGUAUCUGCCAAAAUUAGCCGCCGGAGAACAAAUCGCAGCAUUUGCUCUUACAGAACCUACAGCUGGUAGUGAUGCUUCUUCCAUUAAAACAAAAGCAACAUUGUCACCCGAUGGUAAAUAUUAUAUUUUAAAUGGCACUAAAAUUUGGAUAUCGAAUGGCGGUCUUGCUGAUGUAUUCACUGUAUUCGCACAAGUGCAAUCGACCGAUGAUAAAACAGGUCAAAAAAUAAAUAAAAUGACAGCGUUUAUUGUCGAAAGAAGUUUCGGUGGUCUCACACAUGGACAACCAGAGAAAAAAAUGGGUAUAAAUGCAUCGAAUACAGCUCAGAUUUAUUUUGAAGAUUGUAAAGUUCCUAUUGAAAAUGUACUUGGUGGUGUCGGAAAUGGAUUUAAAGUUGCAGUGAAUAUUUUAAAUAAUGGACGAUUUGGUAUGGUUGCUGGCUUAUCUGGAACAAUGAAAAUGGCUAUUAAACAAACCAUUAAUUUUGCUAAAAAUCGUCGUCAAUUCGGUCGAACUAUUGAUACAUAUGGCAAUAUACAAGAAAAACUUGUUCGAAUGGAAAUGAGACAAUAUGUAACUGAAAGCAUGGCAUUUCUUUUGGCACAAAAUAUGGAUCGAGGAAUCACUGACUAUCAAUGUGAAGCUGCCAUAGGAAAAAUCUUCGCGUCCGAAUCAGCAUGGUAUGUACUCGAUGAAGCAAUACAAAUUCAUGGCGGAAUGGGUUUCAUGAGAAGCACCGGUCUUGAACGUGUUGUACGAGAUUUACGUAUCUUUCGAAUAUUUGAAGGUGCGAAUGAUGUUCUUCGAUUAUUUAUUGCUUCAACUGGUUUACAAGAUGUUGGUUUACAUCUAAGUGAACUACAGAAAGCAGUUCGAAAUUUUAAUUUUAAUAUUAUCGUUGGUGAAAGUUCGAAACGUUUACGUCGAGGUAUUGGCAUUUCUACAGGCCCGGAUAUCAAUGAUUAUAUACAUUCAUCACUUCAACCAUCUGGGUUACUUUUAUCGAAGUCGAUUGAUAGUUUUGGUACGGCUGUUCAACAGAUUCUUAUUAAAUAUGGUAAAACUAUUCGCGACGAACAAUUUAUUGUUCACCGUAUUGGAGAUAUUACCAUUGAUUUAUAUUCAAUGGCAGCUAGUUUGUCACGUUGUACGCAAUCGUUCAGUAGUCAAAUCUCAUCAGCUGUGCAUGAGUCUAAAUUAGUUCAAAUUUGGUGUGAAGAAGCUUAUGAGAGAAUUAAUAAUAAUAUUAAUCUUAUUCAAAGUUCGGAUUUUAUUCAAAGAACACGAUUAAUGAAUGAAUUAGCGCGAGAAAUUGUAGAGAAUGAAUCAACUGUUCCUGUACAUCCAUUGGGUUUUUAA